Molecule: messenger RNA, 411 nt
Organism: Camelina sativa (false flax)
Lineage: Eukaryota; Viridiplantae; Streptophyta; Magnoliopsida; Brassicales; Brassicaceae
Source: RefSeq, a predicted model, not a curated record
AUGGAUGGGAAAAAGUUAAUAAUCUUGAGUGAAGAAGCAAAGUUAAACGUGAAAGUCAUUGGAACAAUCGGAAUCACCGAUGGUCAUCCAUAUCAAUACAGGGUUGUAGCUUGGACAAAUGCAAAGGACAAAUACCUAACAAAGAUUGUACCGACCGAGGGAGAUCCUGAGUUCAAUGAAGUGCUACAAAUUUCUCUGGAUAAGAAUUUUCCAGCGAAAGCUUUAUUUGUAGAUGUCUUCAGAAUGAAUUCAGAUGGUCUCUACUUCGUCGGGAGGGGAAAGACAUUGUUGCCAACGGAUAUAGGGAAAGAUUUUUACAGGGAAGUUGAGCUCUCUGGUUUUGUGGAAGCCGGGUUUCUUCAAUUGUCACUAAAUCUCAAUGUUUUUGAGGUACUUGGUUAUGCUAUAUGA